UCAUCAAAAGUCACGUGAAGAGAAAUUCAGCCCGAUUCAUAUAGCACAUUAAUGAUCUGACUAGCUAAGCUAAGCUAAGCUAAGCAUUUUCACAUUAGCACACUGCAAAGUAUCCACAUUUUUAUUGUUUGUCUAAAACCUCCGACAUGGACGAGGACGGAUUGCCAAUCGUGGGCUCGGGUGUAGAUCUGACAAAAGUCCCAGCCAUUCAGCAAAGAAGAAUUGUUGCUUUCCUCAACCAGUUCCUUGUGCACACAGUUCGGUUUCUCAACCGCUUUUCCACUGUCUGUGAGGAGAAACUUGCAACAAUAUCAUUACGGAUCCAGCAAAUUGAAACGACGCUCAGCAUCUUGGAAGCAAAGCUGUCUUCAAUUCCCGGGCUGGAGGAUGUGACAGUGGAUGGACUGGCUCAGAGGCCUUCUGCAGAGACCAAUGGGCCAGCAGCGGAGCCCGGCAGUGGUCCCUCUCCUCCCGCCGAGGGUGGUCCUAGACAACAGCAGGAGAGCCCUGAAGAGCAAAAGGCAAAGGCAGUGGCUGUGAAUGUGAUGACUAUAGCCAAGGACCCACGAUAUGCCAGAUAUCUAAAAAUGGUUCAAGUGGGUGUUCCAAUCAUGGCAAUAAAAACUAAAAUGAUCCUUGAGGGUUUGGACCCAAGUCUCUUAGAUUCGCCAGAUGCUCCUGUUCCAGAUUUUGGCAAGAAGGCUGUGGCAGAACAAGAUGAUGACAACUCGGGCAGCGAAUCAUCUUUCAGCGACUGAUUGGUCCCGCCUCUGCAGCCAGACAUGAACUUUAUAUUGGACGGCCAAUCUCACAGUUAUGAGACCUGCUCAGCACUAUACAGGGUAAAUGUACUGGCAGUACACACGCCCCUGUUGUGGACUAUUAAUAGCAUAGGAGUGAUUUUAGAUGUGCCUUAGAUGUGGUUGAGGCAGAGCCAUGUGUCUCCUACGCUGUGGGAUAUGUUCAGGCCAAGAGAGUGGGUGAUGAAACAACAUUUUAAUUUCUGAAAGAAGAAAAAUGUGGAACGAAUACCUCUUGGGAUGAGAACAAGACUAAUGGCCUAAAAUGGUUCAGACGCAGACCUUUGUAUAUUCAUUGCAAGGCCUUUUUGUGGAAAUUAAGAAAUGAUAUCUGUUGAUUUUUCAUGAGUGUUGGUACAUAUAUUUACAUAAUUAUAGAUGAUGCGUCAAUGUUA
Messenger RNA from Electrophorus electricus (electric eel), 1195 nucleotides. It is a transcript of the gene washc3, whose product is annotated as WASH complex subunit 3. The record is from RefSeq and is a predicted model, not a curated record. Lineage: Eukaryota; Metazoa; Chordata; Actinopteri; Gymnotiformes; Gymnotidae. Gene Ontology annotation, cellular component: WASH complex. Gene Ontology annotation, biological process: exocytosis; actin filament polymerization.